AUGUCUCAUCUUCUCAGGCGGCUCAAGCUAUCUCUCCGAGUAGGCCACCUCACCGCUUCUUCUCGAUACUUCUCUAAUUGCAUCAUCAAAGUAAUACCUUGUGGAACUACUCUAAGAGAUGGUGACGUUGGACAUCUAGCUAUCUACAGCUAUGUUGAUAAAGUGAUCGACUGCACACAAAAGAAGGUGCCUAUGGAGUUAGUAAAGGGGAUCGGAACCAUAGGAGCAUCCCACGGCUGGGUAGCGACUCUGAAAAAUGGGAUCGUGUGUCUUCAAGAUGACUUCGAUCCCUAUGCAUCGAAUACUGACCCAAAACGCAUUCCCCUGCCUCCACUUGUAACUCUGCCUCAUUGCCAAACCCAAAUCGUAACCAACAUAGCAAUGUCCUCUUCUUCCCCAGACGAUGAAGACUGCAUCCUUGCUGUAAAGUUCUUGGGACCUCAGCUAAGCUUGUGCAGGCCUGCUCAGAGAGAUUGCAAGUGGAGCAACAUCAGAAUCUCAGACCCCAGCUUCUUCUCCUCACAUGUAAUGUACUCCAAGAGAAAUGGCAUGUUCUCCAUGCCCGCUGCUGGAGGAAACUACACAGCAUCGUGUGAUCUUGGGAGACACGUGAACGAACCAAAGAUUCAGAUGCUGUCGUACCCGGAAGAACGCGUGUUUGAAGACCUGAAUCUGAGCACGGGUGAGUUUUUUGACAAGGAGUUUCUGAGAAAAAUCGACUGGAAGUUCACGGACUGGUCUUGCAGGAUGGAGCACUACUUGAUGGAGUCGUCAUCACACACAAGUGAGACUUUUCUGGUGAAAUGGUCUAAAGAUAUCAACCCCCUAGACGGGAAAACUGAAUUGGACAAGUUCCUUGUGUUGAGAAUAGACGAGGAAGGAAACGCUGUGUAUACUAAAGACUUUGGAG
Raphanus sativus (radish) is the source of this 910-nucleotide messenger RNA. RefSeq lists its product as uncharacterized. The transcript has a single exon. The annotation marks the transcript as partial. The record is from RefSeq and is a predicted model, not a curated record. NCBI's taxonomy places the organism in Eukaryota, Viridiplantae, Streptophyta, Magnoliopsida, Brassicales, Brassicaceae.